GACAGUCAUGGAGUCCACUCAGAGUUUAAAGCUGCUGUUUGUUUCCCUGAUGAUGACGAUGAUGAAGAGCUGGACUGCAGCACAACAGAACUUCUGCUUCAACUCGACGGUGUUGAGGACUCGAACAGAGUGUCACUCCUGCAGAAUCAACAUUCCCUGUCCGUUAGGAUACACAAAGACCCCCGGAUCCAUGUCUAUGGACUGCAAGUUCUACAUGCUGAAUAGGCCCGUCAGUGGCUGCUCCUUCGAGUGCCACAAAGAGGUGCAGGUGAAGAGCUGCUGUCCAGGUUUCUGGGGUCCAGACUGUAUCGAGUGUCCUGAAAGCGCCGACAGACCCUGCAACAACAGAGGGGUCUGCUCUGAUGGACUGGGAGGGAACGGUACCUGCAGCUGCCAGGUGGGCUUUGCAGGAACUGCCUGUGAGGAUUGUGCAUCUGAUCGAUAUGGACCCACCUGUAGCUCAGUGUGUUCGUGUGUCCACGGUAUCUGUGGUUCUGGUCUCAAAGGUUCUGGUUCCUGUUUGUGUUUCUCUGGAUAUACAGGUCCAAACUGUGAUCAGGAGCUUCCUGAGUGUGUGGCUCUCAGCUGUCAGCAGAACUCUCGCUGUAUUGAAGAAGCUCUGACGGGAAAGUUUGUGUGUCAGUGUCUGCUGGGUUACCAGAGAUCGGGAGCUCAGUGUGUGUCCAUUAACCCUUGUCUCCAGCGGAUUUGUCACGCCCAGGCCUCCUGCGUCCACACUGGUCCGAACCAGCACCUCUGUGCCUGCAAUGAGGGCUACAGCGGGGACGGACGUGUCUGUAUGGCCGUCGAUCCGUGUCAGAACAAACGGGGAGGCUGCGCCGCCGAGUCCACACGCUGCGUCUAUGACGGACCUGGGAAGUCUCACUGUGAGUGUCUUCCUGGUUUUGACCUCCUGUCCAACGGCAGCUGCAGCCUGAUAGACUCCUGUAGACCUGAUUCCUGUCACAAGAACGCCAACUGCACCAUGUUGAGCCCAGGAAGAAUCAAGUGCACCUGUCUCCCGGGUUACAUUGGCAAUGGUGAAGUCUGUUACGGGAACAUCAUCCAGCGUCUGAAAGCUCUGAACACACAACCCGGAGGACAGUGGAGCGGUCAGCUGAGCAACGCCAUCACUCUGUUCAGUUCUCUUUCGUGGCCUCUGCAGAAUUUGGGUCCUUUCACUCUGUUCGUCCCGAUCAAUAAAGGCUUCAGGGGAGUUUCAAUACGGACUCUAACAGCCGACCUGCCCAAAGCUAAAUACCUGUGUCAGAUGCACCUGGUUGCCGGGGUGAUGCCCUUUGACACGCUAAAGAAGACGAACAUCUUUUACACCCUGACUGGCAAAGCAGCUGACAUCGACACGUCAGAGGGGGACUCUCAGACUAAAAUCCGAAUCCAUGGCAGCAGGAAGAAAGGCACGAUCAUUCAGUCAGACAUGGUGGCGUCCAACGGGAUGAUUCACAUCAUCAAUAAGCUGAUGGACAGUGUUUCUCCCACAGUGGAGAGUGACACACAGGAGAAUCUGAUGAAGAUUGUUGCUGACUACGGAAAGUUUGAAAAGUUCAAGUCUUUAUUGGAGAAAGCUGACCUGGCGUCAGUCCUGGACCUGCCUGGUCCAAUCACCGUCUUUGCUCCCAGCAGUUCAGCCUUUGAUUCGAUGACUGAAGGACACCUGCAGUAUCUCAGCAGUUCUAAAGGUCACAACAAACUGGUGGAGCUGCUCAGGAACCACAUCGUCCAGUCCACCGCGCUGGAGGUCUAUAAUGCCGUGUCCAGUCCCAGAAUCGUGUCGAUGGCCAAUCAGGUUCUGACAAUUAGUGUGUCAGAAAAUGGUCAAAUUUUGGUGAACGAAGCGGCGGUGUUGGAGGCCGCAGUGGAAGCUAAAAACGGACGUCUGUAUGUUCUGGAUGGAGUUUUGACUCCGCCCUCCAUCCAACCUGUGCUGCCCCACAGGUGUGACAUCAAUGAGACCAAAAUCUUCGAGGGUCAGUGUGAGAGCUGCUCAGUGGUCAAACGCUGCUCAACUGGAGAUUAUACCGGCUCCUUCACCAGGGGAUGUGUCUUCAAUAUGGACUUACUCGAUAUUAGCCUCCCGGUAAAAGGCUGCGCUCCUCUCUGCAGCACCAACGUCACGACUCCAACAUGUUGUAAAGGCUUCUACGGUCCGGACUGCAGUCCCUGUCCAGGAGGAUACCAGACUCCGUGCUCCGGACACGGUCAGUGUCUGGAGGGGAUUGGAGGAAAUGGAUCCUGUAUCUGUGAAUCGAAGUUCAGAGGCUCUCGCUGUCAGUACUGCUCCUCCUCCGACAGAUACGGACCCAACUGUGACAGAACCUGCCCCUGUAUCCACGGACAGUGUGACAACCGUCCGGACUCAGACGGUCGCUGUAAAGUGGGCUCCUGUCUGUCGGGUUUCACCGGGCCGUUCUGUGAGCGCCGGACGGCAGUCUGCGGCAUUCAGGUUCAGUUCUGUCACGCCCACGCAGACUGUGACUUUAGCAAGGGAACCACCAGGUGUGUCUGUAAACCUGGUUACCAAGGUGACGGUAUCACCUGCGUGGAGUCAGACCCCUGUGCUCUUCCUCAGCGCGGCGGCUGCAGCGUGAACGCCAAAUGCAUAAAGACAGGACCAGGUUCUCACUCCUGUCAGUGUCUGACUGGAUGGAGGGAGGACGGAGACGAGUGUCAGCCAAUCAACAACUGUGACGGUCCUGACAGAGGAGGCUGCCACCCCAACGGCACCUGUAUCUACAUCGGACCCGGACAGAGUGACUGUAUGUGUAAAUCCGGCUACAAAGGAAACGGGCAAGACUGUGAAGCUGUUAAUCAAUGUGUAACUGCAGCUGGAACCUGCCAUUACUUAGCCACCUGCCGCCUGCUGUCCUUUCAGUGGACGUGUGUGUGUAAUGAUGAAUACACUGGAAAUGGACACAUAUGUUACGGUACAGUCCAACAGGAGCUGAUGGUUCUGCCAGACGCCUCAGAGUUCCUCACAUGGACAACUGAGACCGGUUCGUCUUGGACUCUGGUGGAUCAGAACAUCACCCUCCUGGUUCCGUCUUCAGCUGCCAUUGCUAAAAUGUCUUCGGAGGACAUAAACUUCUGGACCACGAAGGGAAACCUGCCGAGUCUCGUCAGAAAUCACAUAAUCCCAGGUAAUUAUCCAAUAUCCAUCUUGAGCAACACUUCCUCUCUGACUUCCCUUCUGAAGACAUCACUUCCUGUUACAACAACCAAUGAGCUCACAGCUGUCGGAGGAGCAACCAUCACCACACCAAACCUAGCCGCUACCAACGGAUUGAUCCACAUCAUCGAUAAGGUUUUGGUUCCUGAGAGGAAGCUGAGUGAAGGUCUGCUGGCGACUCUCGCUCUGACCCCCGACUUCUCUCUCUUCAGAUCGUAUCUCAUCGAUUACAACCUGAUGGACGAGAUCGAACAGAUGGAAGAGUUCACAGUCUUUGCUCCAACAAAUGCUGCCAUUGCUGAUUACCUCAGGACAAUAGCUGCAACUGCACUGGAUGUGAAUACGACUCGUUACCACGUGGUUGCGUCGGAGCGUCUGCUGGAGACCGACCUUCAGUCUGGAGGAUACAAAAAGACGCUGCUCGGGUUCUCCUUCCAGCUCGGCAUCUAUCCACGAGAUGGAAAGCUGUUUGUGAACGAUGCUCAGAUAAACUCUUCCAACAUCCUGAGCAUUAACGGAGUCAUUCACAGUCUGUCGGCGGUUCUACGCAUCAACAGGAACCGCUGUGAUGAGGCCAAACAGCAGAAAAUCAUGGGGACCUGUGUGGACUGUUUGUUCCCACAAAGCAAACCCUGCCCGAAUGACACGAUACCGGACAAAUUAGUGAAGAGGAGGAAAUGUAUGCUGAGUCGGAUGUUUGAAGAAGAGCGCCUGCUGUCGAUCGGCUGCAGAGCGACCUGCCUGCGGACCCACAUGGUCCUGCGGUGUUGUGGAGGGUUUUUCGGGGAGCACUGUGAGCUGUGUCCCGGCCCAAAGGAUCAGCCCUGCUUCAAUAACGGAGUCUGUUCGGAUGGGACCAACGGGACUGGAGUCUGUCAGUGUAACCAAGGGUUCAGCGGGACCGCCUGCGAAACCUGCGAGAGCAACAAAUAUGGAGUCCACUGCGAUCAGGAGUGUGGCUGUAAAAAUGGCCGCUGUAACGACGGGCUGGCCGGCAAUGGGGCGUGCGAGUGUGACGUUGGUUGGAGAGGAGUCCUCUGUGACGAAAAGAUUGAGUCUGCAGAUGAUGAGCUGUGCGGCUCGAUGAAAUGUCACACCAGCGCAAACUGUGUGAUCGCACCACCCCUCUCUCGGUGUAUCUGUGCUUUUGGAUUUGAAGGAAACGGAUCUUUUUGUCGAGUUAAAGACCCCUGUCUGGAGCUUAAUGGCGGCUGCAAUCCGAACGCGGUCUGUAAGAGGACUCGACCCGGCAGAAGGGAAUGCGUCUGUGACCGUGGUUACUCCGGUGACGGAAUUGUGUGCGUGGAAAUCAAUCCAUGUCGGGAAAGAAACGGCGGCUGCCAUGUCAACGCGGACUGCAUUCACGUCGGCCCAAACAAAAGUUCCUGCGCCUGCAAAUUUGGUUACUUAGGCAAUGGACAGAACUGCGAGAUGAUCGACUACUGCCAAAAGAAUAAUGGUGGCUGUCCCGUUAAGUCUCGGUGUAACAUGACGAGCCCAGGUUUUCGUAAAUGUUGGUGUCCCAAAGACCAUGUGGGAGAUGGUUUCACCUGCAGAGGCAACAUGGCGCAGGAGCUCCUGAAGAAAAGGCGAGACUUUUACCUCGGGCUGAUGAUUUUGGACAUUCCUCUGACAGGUCGCGGCCCAUUCACCGUCUUUGCUCCGCCUGCCAACGCCUUCAGCGCCCUCAGAAAGAUAAGUUCUUCAACGUGGAACACCAAAGAACAACUUGGCACCAUCCUGCGCAGCCACAUCGUCAUGUGUCACACUCUAGGGUUCAGUUUCCUGAGGAAGCCCCGAAACCUGACGUCUCUAUCCGGACACAUCCUGACCACGAAGUCCACCGAGUAUGAACUUGAGUCCAGAUUCAUCAUCAAUGGUGCUAUCGUGGAUACCUUCAACGGCGAUGGCACUAACGGGAUUCUCUAUGAGGUCAGCAAGGCUCUGAUUCCUCUCGACAUUGACGGAAUAAAAGAGCCAGUCGGUCCUCUGAACCUGACAGAUGUGGCUGAACGUCACGGUUAUAAAACCUUCUACAAACUGCUGGAGGACACAGGUGUGAUGGACCUGGUGAAUGAUGCAAUCAACGAGCCGGUGACAAUUUUCAUGCCCUCAGACGCCGCCAUGGCGUCUCUGCCGCAGGAGCAGAAAGACUUCCUGUUCCACCGAGACAACCGACCACAGCUGGAGGAGUACCUGAAGUACCACAUCCUGCAGGCCCAGAAGAUUUACGCCGAAGGUUUGAUCCAUCUGGACUCGGUUCGGACUCUGCAGGGUUCCCCGCUCUCGUUCACCUGUGGCGGGUUGGAUGACAUCGGAGAAAUCUUUGUUAAUGACGGAAAGUGUCGGAUCGUUCAGAGACACCUCAUCUUUAAUGGUGGAAUCGCCUACGGGAUCAACUGCCUGCUGACUCCGCCCAGCCUCGGAGGACGCUGCGAUGAACAGACCACCUUUGAGCUUCAGAGUAAAUGUGGACUGUGCUCGUCCUCAGCUACUCGCUGUCCCGGAGAAUCCAAACUGAAGGAGGUGCAGAAGUGCGAUCUUCCCACUGUGUUCAUCUCUAAAAACUCUGGCUGUAUAAGCGUCUGCAUCGUCAAGUUCUGGCGGUCAAAGUGUUGUCAUGGUUACUAUGGACGAGACUGUCUGGUCUGUCCCGGCGGAGUCAGCUCUCCCUGCAGUAACCGCGGUAAAUGUGACGAUGGUCAACUUGGUAACGGUACCUGUACCUGUGAUGUUGGUUUUGGGGGCGUGGCCUGUGAGCUGUGCAGUGAUGGAUUCUACGGACCCACCUGUAAAGCCUGUAACUGUUCAGAACACGGGUCCUGUGACGCUGGACGGAGAGGUACAGGUUCAUGUUUCUGUGAGGAUGGCUGGACCGGAGAACGCUGUGAGACCCCACAAGCUGAAAUCUUUCAGUGUUCUCCGCCCUGUUCUCCAAAAGCCGUCUGUCGGGAAAACAGCACCUGUAUGUGUCGGCCAUUUUAUGAAGGAGACGGCUUCACCUGUACAGUGAUGGACAUGUGUCAGAUCUGGAACGGCGGUUGUGCUAAAGGAGCCAAGUGUUCUCAGACAGGAGAGAAAGUGAGCUGCACCUGUCCUAAAGGUCACACUGGAGACGGGUUCAACUGCCAGCCCAUUGACCGCUGUUCCUUCGCAGACAACGGCGGCUGCCACGAGCACGCCACCUGCACCCCGACGGCACCGGGGAAGUCGAGGUGCACCUGUAAGGACAACUACAUCGGAGACGGAGUCACGUGUGAGGUCAAACAGCUGCCAAUCAGCCGCUGUCUCCAAGACAACGGACAAUGUCAUCAAGACGCCAAAUGCACCGACCUUCACUUUGAAGAUACAACGUUUGGUGUGUUUCACUUCCGUUCAUACAAAGGUCAGUACAAACUGAACUACACUGAAGCCCAAAAGGCCUGCUCUGCACUGGGAGCUACCCUGGCUACAUACAAUCAGCUGUCCUACGCUCAGCAGGGUGGGUUGAACUUGUGUGCUGCUGGCUGGUUGGACAAGGCCCGCGUGGCGUACCCCACCACCUAUUCCAAUCCCAACUGUGGUUUUGGACACGUGGGCAUCGUGGACUAUGGCACCCGCAAAGACCUGGGGGAGACCUGGGACACCUUCUGCUACCGGAUGAAGGAGGUGAAGUGUGAGUGUAAGCCCGGUUACGUUGGAGAUGGUUUUAGCUGUACAGGAAACCUCCUGCAGGUCCUCGAGUCCACACCGAACUUCUCCAACUUCCUCACGCAAAUCCUCAACUCGUCUCAGGUGUCUGAGUCUGGGAGGAACCUGCUGAAACGUCUCAGCAACCUGACGGUGCAGUCCACACUGUUUGUACCCGACAACAACGGCCUACCCAACAACCAGACUCUGUCCCAGCAGGACAUUGAGUUUCACCUGUCGGAGGGUCAGGCUCUUCCUGUCGGACAGCUGAAGAACGGCAGCAGGAUCAGAACUCGUGUCGGCAGUCUGACCGUCCUCGGAGUCGCUGACCUGCUCAACCCCUCAGCUCUGUCGUCUCGUUACAUCAACAACCGCUUCAUCACUGAGUCGGACAUCCUGGCUUCGAACGGGAUCAUACAUGUUCUCCAGGGACCACUGAAAGCCCAGCCUCCUCGCCACGAGAUGCACGUGGCUCAUAAGGCGGGGAUGGGAGUUGGAGUGGUGCUGCUGAUCGUUCUGGUGGCAGGAGUCAUCUUUGUCGGAUACCACUUCUACACCCACAACACCAAACCGUUCCAGUUCCACUACUUCAAGGAGGACGAAGGGGAGGACGAAGGAGAGGAAGAAGAAGCUCCACCUGCAGACUGCAGUCGCAGCAUCUCCAACCCUGUUUAUGAAGCAGCUUCAGAAUCAGCCGAGGCCAAAACAUCUAAUGUCACAGCGGAGGACAAACAUGAGGUGGUGAAUGGAGGAUCAUACAACCUGCUGCAGGACAGCUGAGAGGGAAAGUGCUGCUGCUCACUGCUGGACUGGAACAAUCAGAACUGAUUUUAUACCACUGUGGUUUGAAAGUCCUCCAGCCAGCCCCAGAAAGUGUGUUAUCACGGCUUACGCACUGAUAAAUGACAGACAGCUGUGUUGUGUCUGUCUCUGGUUUGUCUUUCUGAGAACUGAACUGCCUCCUAAACCAGCGCAGAGCCGCCUGUUCCCACAAGAAAACCAACACUAAUGAUGUGUAAAGGUGCGCUGAGUUAACUUAAAGUCUGACAUCUCCAGAUUUUUCCAAACUGUGACAUGAAUGGACAGAUUAAAGAGACACUUCACUGCCACUGAUAAAGAUUCAAUUUGAUGUUUGAAAGAAAAAAAAAAAAAAUUAAAACUGGAUUUCUAGUUUUAGAAAAUGUAAACUAUCUGCAGACAUAAAAAGUUAAGAAUUGUGUAUAACCCAUUUAAAAUGUUGAUUUAAAACAGUAUGUAUGUGUGAGGAAAGGAUUAGCCUCUUAAAUGUUUACAUUAUUUUUCCUUACAGUUUCCCGAUACUACUUCAUGUACAUUUUGAGUUAUAACCUUUGAAUAUCAACUUUAAACUAAACUAAACGGAUGAGUAGGUGUUUCAUUGAAUAUGACUAAUUUUAGUAUGUCAUGUUUAGAAUAGAGUUUUUGGUAAUUGGUAAACACAUUAAUUUCAGUUAUGCUGUUGAACUGUGGAUUUUACCUGCUUGUGACACUUGAGUAAUAAAGCAGUUUGUGUUUUUCCAAUUUACAA
Molecule: messenger RNA, 8399 nt
Organism: Dicentrarchus labrax (European seabass)
Lineage: Eukaryota; Metazoa; Chordata; Actinopteri; Moronidae
Gene: stab2
Product: stabilin 2
Exons: 69
Coding region: 8-7633 (2541 amino acids)
Biological process (GO): cell adhesion
Molecular function (GO): hyaluronic acid binding; calcium ion binding
Source: RefSeq, a predicted model, not a curated record